CGGAAAAGCUUCGUGCUCACGCAAAAGCCUUCCUCGGAAAUCACCUCUUAGCUGGUUUUGCUGUGGUGGUGAUGGUGUCAAAGUUACAUUAAAGUGGUCGUUUCCAGUCUAACACAAAUGGAUUUAACCAAGAACGAUGUGGGAUCGAACAGAAGCAACAUGCAGUUGCGAAAUCGAAGAAUCUUUAAAGAUGUAAAACAGAGAUCUGCACUAAAGAGGAAGAAAGACACCCAGCCCACAGCUGUUAACGGCUCUGAGGAACCACACAGUCCAUCAGCUAAAGAUGAAGGGUCCCCUGAAAAAAUCCAAAAGCUCCAGGUUGAAGACAGUUCGGGAGAUGAACUUGAAAAUGACAGGGUUGAAAUGGAUCAAAUUGAAAAUGAAGGACAGGACCAAGACAUGGACUCAGAGGACACAAAUGAUAGUCAUGAAGCAGUUGUGAAAACAAAACAUCUCAUGGAAAAAAGUGAUCUUAAAAUGCAGCAUGUUGGAAAUCUGGAAGCUGACGAGAUGAGGAUGUUCUUGCCAUAUGUGAAGCGCAUUCACGAAAAGCAUCCGGGGCCAGACCCACUCCAGCUCAGAGGAGGAGGAGACCAAGCUUAUAGUUCAAAAACAAUAUCAACAGAACUUUCCAGUAUAGGUUCCAACUUUGCUAAAUAUAAACCUCAGGAGAACAUGCAGGAUGUGUUAGUGAGGAGAAGCAUAAAAGAAUAUGGAGGAAAAGCCAAAGAUGUUUCCAGUGGUGAACCUCUGGAGGGUUUUUACUAUCGUCCAAUUGUAAAAGGCCACAUAACCAGCUUCCACAAGACAAAUAACAUUCCUGCUGAAAAUACAUUUAUACAGCACACAAAGAAAGUAUUAAAACAACCAGUCAUCACAAAAGCAAAUUCAGCAUCCUCCUCAAAAGGGUAUGUAAGGAGUUUAUGCAGGUGGCUUCUGUGGGUUAUGUUUCUGUUGGCCAUACUUGCAUUGGGUUUAAUGGGUUAUCAGAACUUUCCAGUCUCAUUUAUUGUAAACACAAAAACAGGAAAUCUGCCCAGUGUACAUUUUGGAGCCAACUUGGCUGCACUAAAGCUUAUGUUCCCUAGUCAACGUCAAGAACUAUGGAAGAGGACCGAUAUUCAUGUUAUGCAGCACCUUAAGAUGACCAAUCCAACAGAGCCAGUGAGCCUUAUCCUAGCCUCAGGUCACGGGGCUAAGAAGACUCUGGGCUGUCUGGCUCAACAUUUAGCAACAGCAUUUUCAACCGCCCACAACUCUUCAAUCCUGAGCAUUGAUGGAACCAGCAAAACAGCACAAGACAGUGAUCAGGUGAAGCUGGACAUUGAUAAAGAGUUAAAAACGGCAUUUGAGGGUGAAGUACGAGCUGCUGUUAUUCACCAUUUUGAAAAGUUUCCUCCUGGAUCCACACUUAUCUUCUACCGCUACUGUGAUCAUGAAAACGCUGCCUAUAAGAAAGUCUUCCUUGUUUUUACUGUGAUGCUCCCUGUGACUGAAAUCAACUCAGAACUUAGUCUACGUGAAGUGGAGGAGCAGGUACAAGAAUAUUUAAAGGAAAUGUUUGUCUCCUCUGCCAGGACAGCCACAUUUAAUGAGAUGGAUGUGGACAAGCUAAGUGGGCUAUGGAGUAGAAUCUCACAUCUCGUUCUACCAGUGGCAGCAGAGCAGAAAUUUGAACAAGAUGGCUGUGAAAGCUAAGAGUUUCUGAAACUAAAUAAUUUUACAACAUAUUGAGCAUCAUUACUGUAAUACUGAAUUGAUAAUAAUUCAUUUUGAGCAGCUAAUUAUUUUUGUGUUGAUAUUUUUACUCACGUUCUUGACAUCUACACCAUUUUUAAUAUUCUUGACUGAGUCUGUAGGGCACUAUGUAAAAAGUAAAGAAAUUUUAUUCAGGUUCAAAUUGAUUUCAACUUUUUGGGCACCAUAUUAUUUGACAGGUUUUUUUUUUACAUUAUUUACAGUUCAUUUAGAUUAGGGAAGAAGUUCAAUUCUGUAUGUGUAGGAGCAAGAAUUUUCUUACACACCUUGUGCAUUAUCAGUUUGUAUUAUUUUGUUUAAUAUAAAGUUGCUGGAGUUUAUGUAUUGUAAACACUUGCUUUGUUCUGGCUCAAUGUUUUGCACUUGUCUAUUGUAUAUUAAAAUUCUAAUGUUUUUUUAUGUGCUUGUUGGUGUAAUACAUUUCUUAAGGUAUUGUUUUAUUCACUUCUUGUGUGCCUUUCUUGCUGCCAUGACAAACUUGGGACAGUAAGGAAAAUAUAAAUAAAAUAAAAAUGCAGUGUUCCUUACAUUUACUUUGACUUUUAUUUGAUUGCAGAUAGUUUGAACCCAAGAUAUUUCCUGUUUUGUCUUCUCAACUUCAUUUCAUUUAUUAAUAAACAUCUAUUCUUGCAUUUCAGGCCUGCAACUCAUUCCAAAAAAAGUUGGGACGGAGGCAAUUUAGGGCUAGUAAUGAGGUGAAAAAUUGCACAUAUUACAAAGGCAUUGCUGCGGAAGAAGAGGGUACAUGUACUGGACUGGCCUGCCUGCAGUCCUGACCUGUCCCCAAUAGAGAAUGUGUGAAAAAGUUUAAAACGAAAAAAGCGACGACGACCCCAUACUGUCACACAUCUUAAAACGUUUUUGCAGGGAGAAUGAGCUGAAAAAUAAAAGCUGAAACAAUAAAUCAUUUGAUAUCCUCAGUGCCAAAAUGUCUUUUAACUGUGGUGAAAAGGAAUGGCAACAUUACAAAGUGGUAAAUGCUUUACUGUCCCAACUUUUUUUGGAAUGUGUUUUUUUCCUGAAAUGCAGGAAUGGAUGUUUAUUAAUAAAUGAAAUGAAGCAGAUAAAACAUGAAAUAUAUCAGGUUCAGGUUCUGCAAUUAAAUAAAAGUCAAAGUAAA
Messenger RNA from Trichomycterus rosablanca, 2878 nucleotides. RefSeq names its product torsin-1A-interacting protein 2-like. The transcript is spliced from 8 exons. The record is from RefSeq and is a predicted model, not a curated record. NCBI's taxonomy places the organism in Eukaryota, Metazoa, Chordata, Actinopteri, Siluriformes, Trichomycteridae. Gene Ontology annotation, cellular component: membrane. Gene Ontology annotation, biological process: membrane organization. Bases 118 to 1698 code for a protein of 526 amino acids. Gene Ontology annotation, molecular function: ATPase activator activity.